GACGGAAAAUCCAGUUCGACAUUGCUGGUAUACUUCAGUGCUGUAUAUGGCCUUUCUCCACCUACCGGGUCUGAGUUCCUUCGCCCACACCAGUAUACGACAUGUCUAUCUGGGUUCAUCUACUGUACCCGCCUCGUUAUGCUUGAGGCAGUAUUGCCACGUUUCUCACAUGACUAUAUCGGUAUCAAGGCUCGGCCACGCAGCGGCCAGCUCGAAUUGCUCAAUAGCAUUCGACACCAAAAGAUGUGCGACGGAACUAUGUCCCCUUUAGGCGAGUUCUUAAGUCUCUUAGCGUAUGGUAAUGCCUUGCGUCGAUCAGAAGGGCCAGCCUUUCUCUUU
This is a messenger RNA of Ilyonectria robusta, 339 nucleotides long. RefSeq lists its product as uncharacterized. The record is from RefSeq and is a predicted model, not a curated record. NCBI's taxonomy places the organism in Eukaryota, Fungi, Ascomycota, Sordariomycetes, Hypocreales, Nectriaceae. The transcript has a single exon. The annotation marks the transcript as partial.